AUGAGUGCAAGCCAGGAAACAUGCCCUUUUUGCGAAAAGGGAUUUGGAAGUGAAGAAACAGUGGUGAUAGGCAAGAAAGGAGCUGACGGUAUCAACAACGCAAGUGACAAGAGAGGCGAUAAUAUCAUUGUGGCACCUAAAACCAGAGUGCACAAGUCAUGCCGUGCGAAUUAUAUCAACCAAAAUUACAUAGACUCGCAUAAGAAAACUAAUCAAUUAGAGUGCACGCCGUCUGUCGUCAAAAGAAGUGCACGUGUUUCUGUUGGACCAUAUGAUAGCAGCACAGACUGUUUAUACUGCGGAAAUAAGGUUGUGAAGUUUGAAUUUGGGGUUAAAAAUGACGACUAUGGAUGUGUUAAAACAGACUGCUUUGCAGACACAAUAUUAUCAAUCUGCAAGACACGUGCUGAUGAAUGGGCAUUUACUGUCCAAGGACGCGUUCAAUAUUAUGGUGGAGAUCUACACGCAGCUGACUGUUUGUAUCAUCGUUCUUGUGACAUAAAUUUCCGCACGUUGCGGGAUAUUCCAAACCAGCACAGAGUAGGCCCCAGUGAAAAUAAACGAUGCCGGAAACUUGGAAGACCAAGGGACACAGACCAGGAAGAAGCAUUUUUCAGGAUGUGUGCUUUCUUUGAGGACAAUGACGAAGAACAAUUGAGUAUUACCGACCUUGCAAAUAAAAUGGAGGAGUAUCUGCAUGAAAGUGAGUGUGGUGCUUACGGGAAUCAGUAUCUAAAGUGUCAGCUAAUGAAACACUAUGGAGAUUCAAUAUUUGUAGCUGAGGGCGAUGGAUUGCAAGACAUUGUGACGUUUCGUGAAAGAACUGGACGAAUCCUCCGAGGUUAUUUUCACCUGCCAAAGAAGGAGGAUGAGGAAGCACAGAAGAGAGAUAUAAUUGAAACUGCUGCUAGACUCAUUAAGAGUGACAUUAAAUGUAUGGUCACCCCAGUUAGUGAUGAAUAUCCGAAGACUUGCGAACUCAAACUUGAACCUUCCUUAGAAUUCGUCCCAGAGAGCUUGCGUUUGAUGUUACAGCUCCUUUUUGUCGGCAAGGACGUUAGCCGGAAAUGUGCCAGUAUUGGACAGUCAAUUGUACAAGCUGUUCGUCCACGGGCCGUUAUAGCACCAUUGCAGCUUGGCCUGGGUGUGCAAAUGCACCAUCUUUUCAGGUCAAGGUUUUUGAUCGAUAGCCUCUCUGCCAUGGGUUAUUGCUCAUCCUAUUCGGAGGUUCAAAGGUUUGAGAACAAUGCCGCUGCUGCAAUUGCACCAGAUAUGUUAGGUGGAGAUAUAGACAUACUUGAAAUGGCUCUGUUGUUCGCAGCCGAUAAUGUCGAUCAUAAUAUAGUAACGCUUGAUGGAAAGGGUACCUUCCAUGGAAUGGGUAUGAUAGCGGCCAUCACACCCGGGAAACAAGUCAGUCACACUAUUCAAAGGCGAAAAAAAGUUGACUUAAAUGUUCUGAAUGAGGCAAAGGUGGACAUCAAGGACUAUCGGUUUGCUAAACACGUUCGUCGCAAUAUAAAAUUUAUGCCUCUUCCAUUGAUUUGCGACAUCGAUCACAAAAUUGACAUACUCUGGGAGAUGUCGUUACGUUUCCGUCAAUGCGCCCCAAACUGGCAGGGUAUGAUGCAUACAUUGCGCAAGGAAUGUGAUCAUCCUGGCCAGUCUUCGAUAGCGUUCCUUCCCAUGAUUGAUAUGUCAUCAAGUGACAAAACAUGCAUUUUCUCCACACUGGAGUAUGUGUGCAACCUAGCUGCCAAGCAAAACGUUCCGCCAAUCAUAACAUUCGACCAACCGCUCUUCUGGAAGGCAUCAGAGAUCGUAAAUGAGGUACCAGACAAUAGUCCUAUAAGAGAUGUUGUAUUGUUACUGGGCAGUUUUCACACCUUCAUGAAUCUUUUGGGGGCCAUAGGAACAUUAAUGGAUGGGAGUGGACUGAAACAGAUCCUAGAAACAAUAUAUGGUGAGAACGCAGUUGUGCAUAUGAUGAGUGGUAAAUCUGUACAACGUGCAUUUCGCGGACAUCUUCUUGUAGAUCAAUGCCUUACGCAUCAGAUAGUAGCUAAAAUCAUCGAGGAUGAGCCUGGUUUUGAAAACGUCUUGAAAGAGCUUGAAACGUUGUACGCUCUUUCGGAAACUGGUGAAAGAAACAUGGAUUAUUUGCUGACGUCAGAUUGCAUUGGAACAAUCGCUGAUCGGCUCAAAUCGAAAGAAUGUGAACUAUCCGGUCAUUCAAAGACAAGCAAACUGUGGUUAAAUUAUCAGCAAAUGUUGGGAGUUUCCCGCGAACUCAUCGAGGCCGAUCGCACCGGAUCAUGGGAGAUGCACCUCCAUGCCAUAUCUGACUGUUUGCCAAUAUUUGCAGCUGCUGGACACCCUAACUAUCUCAAGUCGGGUUAUCUGUAUCUUCAGAAGAUGAACAGCUUAGAAACUGACAACCCUUCUGUUUAUCAGAAAUUCAUGAAUGGUUUCCAUGUCAUACGCCGCAGCAACCAAUACUGGGCUGGCCUAAGCUCUGACCUUGUCAUCGAGCAGACGCUAAUGCGUUCCCUUAAAAGCACAGGCGGGCUAACAAGAGGAAGUGGCUUUAAUGAACACCAAAGAACACUUUGGACAAUGUCUCGCCCUGUAACCUCAGCCUACAACUAUGCCAUGCAAGAGUUCAGCCAGAUGGUAUACGCAACAAGUGAACAGCACAAAGAAUCUACGUGUGCAAGGAUGAAUAGAGAUAAAGCAGACAGAGAAAUGCUUAUAGAAAAACUUGCAGACUUUUCCCCGUUCACAGGAGAUGCUACCUUGCGCAACAUCAUAACUGGUAUAAAUGCUAAUGACGAUGUGAAUGUGGAUGAUCUUUUCGCGGUUGGCAACACCACAGUGAAAACAAUGGAAGGACAGUCUAUAUUUUCCUAUUCACACAAGAGAAAUACUAGAGUGAAGACAUUAGCUACUGCCCGAGCCAUCAAAAUUACUGAAGACAGAACCAUAGACCCAGCUUUGUUGUUUCAGAGGUUCUUGGUGGUAUCACAGUCUGGAGAUCUUAAUUUAAGUGAGGUGAUGGAAUAUGAACUCAGUCCUUAUCCUCCAGCGUUAUUUGAAGCAAAGGAUCGUUUGCGCAAACCAGAGAAGGCACAACUGAUGGAAGCUAUAAGAAACUAUGUCACUCCCACAUCUGAUGAUGCAGUGCUUGAGACGAUCCCAGUUACUGAUCACUACGUUUUAGACGGGGGUUCACUUUUGCAUAGACUGAAAUGGACCGAAGGUUCUACGUACAGCUCAAUCGCUGACGCAUAUGCAAAGUUCACUUUGGAUUUAUACGGACAUGCCACAGUGGUAUUUGAUGGGUACAGUGGAGGGCCAGGCAUUAAGGACAAUACACAUCAACGACGAGGUGCAAAUAAGACUGCUAACAAGGUUAAUAUAUCGGAUGCUACUAAGUUCGUCGGAAAAAAAGAGGAUUUUCUCUCGAAUGUGGAAAACAAACAGGCUAUGAUUGAUCUGGUCGCAAAAUGCUUGAAGCAGAAAGGCUGCCAUGUCAUCCAAGCUGAGGGAGAUGCAGACGUGGACAUAGUAAAAGCCGCAGCUUCAAUGUCUGGGUACAAGUCUACAAUGCUCAUUGGUGAAGAUACUGACUUGUUGAUUCUCCUUCUGUAUCAUGCGACUCUUAAGGACAGCCAUGAGCUCUACUUCCGUUCAGAUAAAACCGGGGAUAAAACAAAACAAUAUGUGUACAACAUCAAUGUUCUGAAACAGAUAUUAGGUGAUGAUUUAUGUACUGAUCUGCUGUUUGUUCAUGCGUUCACAGGUUGCGACACGACUUCAAGAAUCUUUGGGAUUGGCAAAAAAUCCGUUUUUCAAAAAAUUAUCAAGGGGCAAUCUGUGUUUCGUACAUGUUCAAAGAUUUUUUGUUCACCAGACAAAGAUCGAGAUACCGUUGAAAGUGCUGGCUGUAAGGCAAUGGUUUCAUUGUUUAAUGGGAAUCAAAACGAAUCACUCGCAACCCUUAGGUACAAUUCGCUCUGUAAGAAAGUUUCAAGAUCGAAGACAUUCGUCACACCUGAACGACUUCCGCCAACUGCUUCUGCCACUAGAUUUCACUCGCUGAGGACGCAUUACCAAGUUAUGGUCUGGAUGGGCAUAAGUGAGGACAUGGUCCCUAACGACUGGGGAUUUAAAGUUCAAGGGGACAAACUCAUUCCGAUCAUGAUGGAUAAGGACCAUGCUCCCGAGGUUCUCCUCAAAAUAAUCCACUGCAACUGUUCCACUGGUUGUAACACGCUAAGAUGUACCUGUAAAAAACAUGGGCUUGAUUGUACAAGCGCAUGCGGACCUUGUCAAGAAGGGAACUGUGACAACAUAACACUGGGGCCAAUACUAGAUGAAGACGAUGACGAAGAACAAUGA
Messenger RNA from Paramuricea clavata, 4401 nucleotides. Lineage: Eukaryota; Metazoa; Cnidaria; Anthozoa; Malacalcyonacea; Plexauridae. The record is from the annotation of a GenBank genome assembly.